AUGCGGUAUUUUAAUCAUAAACAUUAGAUAAAAGAAUUGACCUCGAAUUUGAACAAGAUGAAAAGGUUAUAAUUAUAGAAAUUAAUCCUCAAAAAGUGUAAAAAGAAUUCUUUGCAUAAUUUCAGCUAUUGAAAAGAAUUAUUGUAAGAUAUCUAAAUUAUUCUCUAUAAACUUGUUUAGAAAUCUAGUACGGAAGGAAUUAAUUAUUAAUUUCAUCUCAAGACUCUAGAGUAUUAUUGGAAGAUUAAAAAAUUGUGAUGUUAAAAAACAAAUUAGAUUAAAUAGUGGAUACGUAAGGUAUAUGGAUAUAUUUGAAUAAAAAAACUUUAAAUUUGAAUAUUGGAUAUGGGGAAGCUAGUAGCUCAUUAUAUAAUGGAAUCAAUCCAAAAUAGUAUAAAAUAAAUCAAAUAAAUUACAAUAUGGUAAGAAUCGAUCCCCUUAAACUUCUUACCUUAAAUUAUAUCCAGUUAAAAAGGAGAGCUAUUCUGUUAUCUUAUAAAAAUGCUAAAAUAUUUUUGAUUUGAAUCAAGGGAAUUAAGCAAAGAAUUUAGCUUCAGAAAUAGACGAUUUAUAUUAAUAAGCAAGUUAAAUUGAAUUGCAUUAAAUAGAAUAUUUUGAAUCUAGUUAAUAAGUUUAGGGAGUAGCUAAAUUUAAUUUAGGGGACUUAAUUCAUCAUAGUGUUACAAUUGAAGGAUGCAAAUUGAUCUAAAUACUAAAAAAUAAAUAGGAAACUGCUCAAAAAAAUGGUUUAGAUCCUUUAAUGACUUACAUAAGAUUGGGAUUGGGCCAUUUUAAUAAAGAUUCUGCAGGACAUUAAUUUGUAUUAGAAAUUUGGCCAUUUAAACAUUAUUCAUCUAUUCAUGAUUAUGCAGGAUAGUAUGGAAUAGUAAAGGUUUUAUAAGAAAUAAUUAAUGUAAAAAUUUAUGCCAUUUUAUCAAAUGCCAAACAUUUGAUGAAUCCUAUAAAGUCAUUAACAUGUAAUCAGAAUGAUAUGACAUGGUUGUCACCUAAAUUAAAUUAGGUUCAUUAACUAAGUAAUAUCUAUCCAUAAACAGCAAUAACAUUAUAAUGUUAUAAAUAUUCUAAGAAAUCCUAAGAAAAAAUAAAACAGUUUGCUUAUGUUGCAAAUUAGUAAUAUAAAAACUUUAAUCCAUUAUCAGAUUUUCCAGAUAUAGAAUUGCAUACUAUUUUUAAAGAAUUAGUUGAAGAGUAUUCUAAUUUGUAUAAAAAAAAUGAUUAUUUUAAUUAUUUAAUUUAUAUCUAAUAAAAUAAAUUCAUUCUAAGAUGGAAAUCAUCUUUUUGA
This is a messenger RNA of Paramecium pentaurelia, 1303 nucleotides long. The record is from the annotation of a GenBank genome assembly. NCBI's taxonomy places the organism in Eukaryota, Ciliophora, Oligohymenophorea, Peniculida, Parameciidae.